AUGCAUCCAUCAGCUGGUGUCAACAACAACCAACAUUUGAACCACCAGCCAUACCAGCAGAUGUCGCACUACAAUGCCCAACAAAUGCAUCAACAACAAUUACACCAUCAGUUGAUGACCCCAAACCCAUACCAACAACAUUUCCAACAACAAAUGCACCCUCAAUUACACCACGAGGACCAUUUGAAUAUGCAUUUCAACCCAAUGUCCUAUCCACAACAACAACAGCAGCAACAGCAGCAGCAACAACAACAACAACAACAUUUGCACCAUUUCGGUCACCAAAUUCCAGCCCCCCCUGCUCAACAAGGCCCAACACCUCAGCAGCCACAUUUGCAUCAACAAAUUCCUCAUCCAUUAUCACACCACCAAACUCCCCAACCAACACCACAACCUUUGGCUCAGCAACAACUGCCUCAACCAGCAAGACAACCACGUCAAACCAAGAAACAAAAACAACAAGCACAAAACCAAGACCAAGCUGACGCUCAAUCACAAGCCCAACAGCACCAUAUGGCUAUGAUGGCUCGUGCUAACCAAAACGAUAUGUUGGAAUCGUCGACCAGAAAAGUCGCACCUAGAUCUAGCGAUUUGUUCCGUGUUGGGCCUCCAUUUUCCAUCAGCAAACAACACCAGCCAGUAUAUUGUGUGGGGACCGAUAUGCCAGUGACACCAUUGUUGCAUGCCCGUAUUGAUAGAGGGUUUGAGAUGGGCGAAACCGGUUCUUGGAUUGGCUAUAAGCGUAACUACUUUACCUUGGUUGCAUCGUUUACAUUGCAAGACUUCGAUUUUGAAAAGUUCAUCGGCAACAAGUUCUACACUUACGACAAGGUCAACAACAAGGUUAAUGGUUUCCCACCUCAUCACCCUAGCCACCCACAAAACCAGCCCCAAAACCAUCCCGGCCAUCCACACCACAACCAACACGCUGGCGAACUGAGAGUUCCAAUUAGUUAUUUUGCAAUUAGGUUAGUGGCCAAGUGUUCUGAUGAAGAUGUUGCCAUCUCCUUGAUCCAGCACACUGCUAAAAGAGAUAAAGGUCCACAGUUCCCACCACCAAUCUACCCUGCAGUUCCUUCAGAGUUGCCUGACCACGAGACUGUCAAAGUAAGUUGUAACAAACGUAACAACAACAAGAUCGAAACUAUGAAUAAAAUCUUUUACUUUGAUAGGGGAAACUACUACCAAGAGUACAAUUUGGAUAGCUACAAGGACCAGUCGAUAUUGAAAAGCUACCCUAGUCAAUCCAUUUCCAAGGUGGCUAGAUUCGAAAGAAUCCAAUUCACCAGCUCUAUUAGAGUUAAAAGCACCAACACAACUGCUAGAUACUUUACCUUGCAUGUCGAAUUAUUGGGUAUAAUCGAGGACGAGGACUUGCAGAUCCAACCAAUCUUAUUGAGUUCAAUUGAAUCACCGCCUUUAAUUGUCAGAGGCAGAUCUCCGUCAAGCUACCACAAAGAUAGAACUUCUGGGUAUAGGGCUACAAACACCCCAACCCCUACUCCUCCACAGUAA
Molecule: messenger RNA, 1515 nt
Organism: Candida albicans SC5314
Lineage: Eukaryota; Fungi; Ascomycota; Pichiomycetes; Serinales; Debaryomycetaceae
Gene: NDT80
Product: transcription factor
Exons: 1
Coding region: 1-1515 (504 amino acids)
Biological process (GO): meiotic cell cycle; positive regulation of transcription by RNA polymerase II
Cellular component (GO): nuclear chromosome
Molecular function (GO): DNA binding; DNA-binding transcription factor activity
Source: RefSeq, a predicted model, not a curated record